GUGGUGAAGAUGCUGCUCGACAAGGGCGCCGAGGUCAACGCGCAGGGUGGAGCCUAUGGCAACGCACUCCAGGCAGCUUCAGCUAGAGGCAACGAGGCGGUGGUGCAGCUGCUGCUCGACAAGGGCGCCGACGUCAACGUGCAGGGUGGACGAGACGGCAACGCACUCCAGGCGGCUUCAGCUAGAGGCGACAAGGCGGUGGUGCAGCUGCUGCUCGACAAGGGCGCCGACGUCAACGCGCAGGGUGGACAAGACGGCAACGCACUCCAAGUGGCUUCAGCUAGAGGCCAUGAGGCGGUGGUGCAGCUGCUGCUCGACAAGGGCGCCGACGUCAACGCGCAGGGUGGAUACUUCGGCAACGCACUCCAGGCGGCUUCA
This is a messenger RNA of Macroventuria anomochaeta, 378 nucleotides long. Its product is annotated as ankyrin. Lineage: Eukaryota; Fungi; Ascomycota; Dothideomycetes; Pleosporales; Didymellaceae. The transcript has a single exon. Gene Ontology annotation, molecular function: protein binding. The record is from RefSeq and is a predicted model, not a curated record. The annotation marks the transcript as partial.